ACCAUGUAACCAGGGCUGCCUCCGGGAGCGCGGAGGGGAAGGGAGCCCCCAGCCCUGCUGGGCCGGCCCAGGCCCCUCCGCGGCUCCCCAUUCCACUUCCCACCUGCCCAGCACCCCCCUCCCUGAGGCUGUUAACCCCGGGACGCCCCAAGCUCAGCCUCUGUGUGCAGCAGGCAGCCCUGAGCAGGGCUAAGGCUCCAAGAUGCCCUUGGUGGAUUUCUUCUGCGAGACCUGCUCCAAGCCCUGGCUGGUGGGCUGGUGGGACCAGUUCAAGAGGAUGCUGAACCGUGAACUCACACACUUGUCAGAAAUGAGCAGGUCAGGAAACCAGGUCUCAGAGUACAUUUCUACAACAUUCCUGGACAAACAGAAUGAAGUGGAGAUUCCAUCACCCACGAUGAAGGAGCGAGAAAAACAGCAAGCACCACGACAGAGACCCUCCCAGCAGCCUCCACCCCCCAUGCCGCAGUUCCAGCCCAUGUCUCAGAUCACGGGGGUGAAAAAGUUGACACGCAGCAGCAGCUUGAACGACUCCAGCAUCCCUCGCUUUGGGGUGAAGACUGACCAGGAAGAAUUGCUGGCCCAAGAACUGGAGAACCUGCACAAGUGGGGCCUGAACAUCUUUUGCGUGUCGGAUUACGCUGGAGGCCGCUCCCUUAGCUGCAUCAUGUAUACGAUAUUCCAGGAGCGAGACCUGCUGAAGAAGUUCCGCAUCCCUGUGGACACAAUGGUGACAUAUAUGCUGACGCUGGAGGACCACUACCAUGCCGACGUGGCCUACCACAACAGCCUGCACGCGGCCGAUGUGCUGCAGUCCACCCACGUGCUGCUGGCCACGCCUGCGCUGGACGCCGUGUUCACCGACCUGGAGAUUCUUGCCGCCCUCUUCGCGGCUGCCAUCCACGAUGUAGACCACCCUGGGGUCUCCAACCAGUUCCUCAUCAACACUAAUUCGGAGCUGGCCCUCAUGUACAACGACGAGUCGGUGCUCGAGAAUCACCACCUGGCCGUGGGCUUCAAGCUGCUGCAGGAGGACAACUGCGACAUCUUCCAGAACCUCAGCAAGCGCCAGCGGCAGAGCCUGCGCAAGAUGGUCAUCGACAUGGUGCUGGCCACGGACAUGUCCAAGCACAUGACCCUCCUGGCUGACCUGAAGACCAUGGUGGAGACCAAGAAAGUGACUAGCUCGGGGGUCCUCCUGCUGGACAACUACUCUGAUCGCAUCCAGGUCCUACGGAACAUGGUGCACUGCGCGGACCUCAGCAACCCCACCAAGCCACUGGAGCUGUACCGCCAAUGGACGGACCGCAUUAUGGCCGAGUUCUUCCAGCAGGGUGACCGUGAGCGUGAGCGUGGCAUGGAAAUCAGCCCCAUGUGCGACAAACACACGGCCUCUGUGGAGAAGUCUCAGGUGGGUUUUAUCGACUACAUUGUGCACCCAUUGUGGGAGACGUGGGCGGACCUCGUCCACCCGGAUGCACAGGAGAUCCUGGACACGUUGGAAGACAACCGGGACUGGUACUACAGUGCCAUUCGCCAGAGCCCAUCGCCACCACCAGAGGAGGAGCCAGGGGGGCCAGGCCACCCACCCCCACCUGAUAAGUUCCAGUUUGAGCUGACGCUGGAGGAAGAAGAGGAGGAUGAGGUGUCCACAGCCCAGAUACCAUGCAUGGCCCAGGAUGUAUGGAAAGUGCGAGGACUGUCCACGGCCAAGGAGGCCAGGGCCCAGGAGCCAUGCCUAGCCAAGGCACCGUUCAAGGUCAAAGGCGAGGAUGAGUCCACGUCCCAAGAGGAGUCCAUGGAUGCCGUAAGCUGCAGCAGCCCCCCUGCCCUGUCUCCUGAAAGCCCCUAUCUGCCUGCCUUGAGGACCCCAUCCAUUCCAGAGGAGGCCCCGGGCCUCCUGGGCCUCCCCUCCAUGGCGGCAGAGGUGGGGGCCCACAGACAGCAUCAGGCUGCCAAGAGGGCUUGCUGCGCCUGCACAGGGACAUCAGGGGAGGACCCACUGGCCCUCCCAGGUUCUGGUGGGUGGGGAUCAGGAGACCCCACCUGAGCCCCAGUGCCGUCAUCCCAUCACCCUCCCUGCUCCCCUCCCCCACCAUCCGCCCCAGCCCACCUCCUCUGCUGCCUCAAAGACUCUUGGCCCUCCUGAGAAAAAAGAAAACAGAAAAGUGGGGUUUUUUCUCUUUUCUUUUUUUCCCCUUUCCCCCUGCCCCCACCCAUGGGGCCUUUUUUUGGAGGUGGGGGCUGGGAAACAAGGGGCUGAGGUCCCAGAAGGGAUUUUAUUUUUUGAAUUUUAAUUGUAAAGUUUUUAGAAAAAAGAAAAAAAAAAAAAAAGAUGAAACACAGCAACUGUAGAUGCUCCCGUUCCUGGUUCCCAUUUUCCACCUCCAGACCCCUCUUCCCCACUACCCCCACUAAUUCCAGGCUCAGUCUUCCAGCCUUUUCCACCCCUUCACCUGGGCCCAAGCAGGCAUGGGGUCUCCUUCUGGGCUUCUGAAUUUUGGAGGGUCUCCAGAAUGCAGCCAGGAAUAGCCAUUCUGGGUGGGGCUGGGCAUGGUUACUGCAGGAGGCCCCAGCUCCAGCCCCUCUCUGCCUUUCUGCACUCCCCAAAAGUCUUCCACCUCAUUUUGCACAACUCCAGCCAUCCUGACUAGGGGCUCAGGGAGCCAGGAGGAGCUGUUCACUUUAGGAUGCAGGGGGUGGUAUCCAAGGACAUUCACACCGCCAGCCUUGGAGCUGAGAUGUGAGGAGGGCCUGACCCCCCUCCGCUUCCCAUCCCUUGCCUCUUCCCCUUUGAGCUCACUUUGAAUUUUCCCUGUGUGGGGGGAGGGCUAUGAUCUGCACACCCCGACCCCCCCACUUCUUUCAGCUGCUUCUCCUCUUGUUUCUGCCUUAAUGAUUCCCAUGGCCAUAGGACAGGGGGUCGCAGUGGCUCACACCUGCACCUUGGUUGUGGAGGGGCCAGGCUCAGAGCUCCCAUCCUGGGCACCCCCUCACCCCUAGCGUCCUCCUGACCCCCUUCCAGACUCUGCCCGUGACUCCCAGCCCUUUGCCCUAGGAGGAAGCAAUAACGGUGUACACCUUCGUCCCUCAUCCUGGGCAGCUUUUCCCACCCUGGCACCAAAGUAAUUUCUCCGUGUCCCUACCUUGUUAAGUCUCUCCCUCUCCCCCAAGCUAGUCCCUGAGCAAUAUGACAGACAGAUGCAAGGCCAUUUUUCUCCAAGCCAUGGGGGACUGUCGGAAGGAAAGAUUCCCUUUAUCCCCACUCCUUACAGCCCUCAGCCUGGUUCUGCAGCUGGGCUGGGCAGGGCCUGUGUCAUUCAGUAACCUCCAUCCUGGGCUCCCUCUCCCCCAAUUCUGAGCACACGGUACUGUAGUCCCCAGUCCCCCCACAGCCUUCCAUCUGUCUGUUCACCCCGGUGGGGAGUAACACCCCGUCCCAACCCCACGAUGCUGUACAGGGUUCAUUUUUGUAGUGAAAGUCGUUUCUGUCCCGGCCGGUGACCGGAGUGGGCCUUUUCUUUCUUUUCUUUCAUUCUUUUUCUUUCUUAGCUACUUUUUUUUUUUUUUUUGUACAUUUUGUAUGUAAGGUUGGUUUGUAAAUUAUUCUACAGAGGCAAAAAAAGGGAAAAUAAACUUGCCCUUACCUGGCUGAUCCAGUCGGGAAGGUGGGGAGGGGGGGUCUCCCAGAGGGAGAGUCUCCAUUCCUGCUGUAUUAUACAAACUGUACCAUAGCCCCAGGAAAGUGUAGACUCACCAUGGUUGUUAAGAGAAGUCGUGUCAUCGAUGGGGGCACAGGCUGGGCAGAGCCUGCCCCCUUCCCCUUCCCCAGAGCUGGGGGUGACUGGUGAGGUGCCCCCCAACCCCUAAUCAGGGCUCCUCUCCCCAGGGUGGGUGCGGGACCCCCGUGAGCUCCUUGCGUGUUGUCCACUUUGAUGAUCAAUCAAUCGGUGCAUUGAUCGAUAAACAAUCCUUCGAUCUUGUCUCCAAUUAAACCGAGGCUUUCACCGAU
Messenger RNA from Galeopterus variegatus (Sunda flying lemur), 4012 nucleotides. RefSeq names its product phosphodiesterase 4A, cAMP-specific (gene PDE4A). Gene Ontology annotation, cellular component: perinuclear region of cytoplasm; nucleus; cytosol. Gene Ontology annotation, biological process: signal transduction. The record is from RefSeq and is a predicted model, not a curated record. The transcript is spliced from 10 exons. NCBI's taxonomy places the organism in Eukaryota, Metazoa, Chordata, Mammalia, Dermoptera, Cynocephalidae. Gene Ontology annotation, molecular function: 3',5'-cyclic-AMP phosphodiesterase activity. The coding region runs from base 203 to 2050 and encodes 615 amino acids.